Messenger RNA from Syngnathoides biaculeatus (alligator pipefish), 2485 nucleotides. RefSeq names its product ribosomal protein S6 kinase b, polypeptide 1b (gene rps6kb1b). The coding region runs from base 155 to 1672 and encodes 505 amino acids. The transcript has 15 exons. NCBI's taxonomy places the organism in Eukaryota, Metazoa, Chordata, Actinopteri, Syngnathiformes, Syngnathidae. Gene Ontology annotation, biological process: protein phosphorylation; signal transduction. Gene Ontology annotation, molecular function: protein serine/threonine kinase activity; ATP binding. The record is from RefSeq and is a predicted model, not a curated record.
GGGACAAACGCCGGGUUACCGCCCCUUCGGUUGUGAGCCGCACUGCGCUUGCUCAGUGUAGUAGCCGGUCAUGGCGGCGUUGUGUGCUUGUCCAUGAGGCGGGGGACGUAAUUCUUGCGGUCUGUGACAGAGCGAACCCAGCGAGGCCGCUGCCAUGGCCGGAGUGUUUGACAUUGAUUUGGACCAGCCGGAGCAAGACGUCUCCGAUGACGAGACUGACGAGGCGCAAAUCAAUGAGAUCAUGGAUCAGUGCAGCGGAUUUGAAUUUAACAUGGAAGGUUGUGAGAAGAUAGAGAUAUCAGAGGAUAACGUCAAUCAGGGGACAGAGAAUAUUAGACCAGAGUGUUUUGAACUACUACGAGUUCUGGGUAAAGGCGGUUAUGGAAAGGUUUUUCAAGUUCGAAAAGUCGUGGGAGGUGCUUCAGGCAAAAUAUUUGCCAUGAAAGUCUUAAAAAAGGCAAUGAUUGUACGCAACGCCAAGGACACAGCCCACACCAAGGCGGAAAGGAGCAUCCUGGAGGAGGUGAAGCAUCCUUUCAUUGUCGAUCUCAUCUACGCCUUUCAGACAGGCGGGAAGCUGUACCUCAUCCUGGAGUACCUGAGUGGAGGAGAACUCUUCAUGCAGCUUGAGAGGGAGGGCAUUUUCAUGGAAGACACAGCCUGUUUCUACCUUGCAGAGAUCUCCAUGGCUCUGGGUCACCUGCACCAGAAGGGCAUCAUCUACAGAGACCUAAAGCCUGAGAACAUCAUGCUAAACAAUCAAGGCCAUGUCAAGCUAACAGAUUUCGGACUGUGUAAAGAGUCGAUUCACGACGGUACAGUCACCCACACUUUCUGUGGUACCAUUGAAUACAUGGCGCCAGAAAUUUUAAUGCGAAGCGGACAUAACAGAGCUGUAGAUUGGUGGAGUCUGGGGGCUCUGAUGUACGACAUGCUCUCUGGGGCGCCGCCAUUCACUGGUGAAAACCGCAAAAAGACCAUUGAUAAAAUCUUGAAGUGCAAGCUCAUCCUCCCACCCUACCUCACACAGGAAGCCAGAGAUCUCCUCAAACGGUUGCUGAAGAGAAAUGCCUCAUCGCGGUUGGGUGCAGGCGCUGGGGAUGCCACAGAGGUGCAGGCACAUCCCUUCUUCCGACACAUCAACUGGGAGGAUUUGCUGGCUCGUAAAGUUGAACCGCCCUUCAAACCGUUCUUGCAAUCAGCUGAAGACGUCAGUCAGUUUGACUCUAAAUUCACCAGUCAGACACCAGUCGACAGCCCUGAUGACUCAACGCUUAGUGAGAGUGCCAAUCAAGCUUUCCUGGGAUUUACGUAUGUGGCUCCCUCAGUCUUAGAAAAUAUCAAAGAGAAAUUCUCCUUUGAGCCAAAAAUCCGAUCACCUCGACGAUUCAUCGGCAGCCCGAGAACGCCUCUCAGCCCAGUCAAAUUUUCAGGGGGGGACUGCUGGCCACGGAAUGUCCUGCUCCCUGGUGGAGGGCAGAGUGUCCUCCAGGCUCCUCAGGACCAGGCCAUGGAAGUUUCCACUUCAGAGCAGAUGGACGUGACCACCAACUCGGAGGCCUCCGCCCCUCUUCCAAUCCGUCAGCCUGCCGGAGUUAACCUGGCUCAGAUAAAGCAGCAAGCGUACCCCGUGGUGGCCAAAAGGCCCGAGCAUUUACGUAUGAACCUAUGACCCAGCUCUCGUCUUCAAAAAGUUUAUUUCUUGACUUUUUUUUUUUUUGAAGCAAAGCAAAAAGGUAUGGAUGCCAGAGACAUUGUCAAUCAAAUCUUGCCCAUCCGCACACUACACGUGCUGUCGCCGCGCAGCGAUGAAAUGCCGGCCCAGGAUGCCAGCGCUCCUCAGUACAUUCAUUCAGCGUUUCUGUCGCGAUGUUUCACAACUUUUGACCUCCACAGACACACACCGCAUCUUACCGAGCCGGAGUCAAGAAAAACCCAGAGAAGUUCGGAGGAGCUACAGCGAGAGAUUUUUCCCAGCAAGCGUGGUCUGCUGUACAAAAAAAAAAAAAAAAAAAAAAGACAUCCAAAGUGCUUUGUGCUGUUUCGGUGAGUUCCUUUCAAGAAGUCUUGCUGGGAGACAAAUGAGUCCUGAUUCAAUGACAAAAGGUUUAAUUAGGUUUAUAGUUCAAAAGAGAGGUAUCGGUGUGGCUUACGCUGGCAUCUAAUAUGGAGCUAUCCAUUGAAUGAAUUUGAAGGCCUGAACUUGUAAACCUCACAAUUUUCGGGGGGCUGGGGGGUUCACUUUUUGUCAUUGUGAGUUAAUUGUGCUUGGAGGCACAUACUGACUGAGAUACUACUUCUGGAAUUCUUGCUUGGAUUAUCGUCAUUUGACAUUUUUGAAGAACCUCCACCUCACCGUCGCUGCUCCUGGUGCUACCAGUUGAUCUGAGCACUUCAGUUAAAAAUGCUCUCCAAAAAAAAAAUUUCAAGGUGCAUUAGCUACUUUGCAUCGAGCUCGCGCGUUUGGGAGGACAUUUUAAGAUUA